Messenger RNA from Rhinolophus ferrumequinum (greater horseshoe bat), 246 nucleotides. Its product is annotated as 60S ribosomal protein L37a-like. The transcript is spliced from 2 exons. The coding region runs from base 1 to 246 and encodes 81 amino acids. The record is from RefSeq and is a predicted model, not a curated record. Gene Ontology annotation, cellular component: ribosome. Gene Ontology annotation, biological process: translation. Gene Ontology annotation, molecular function: structural constituent of ribosome. Lineage: Eukaryota; Metazoa; Chordata; Mammalia; Chiroptera; Rhinolophidae.
AUGCACCAGGAAGGUUGGCAUAUCAGUAAAUACAGGAUCCGUUAUGGCACCUCCCUCAGGAAAAUGGUGCAGAAAAUUGAAAUCAGCCAGCACCCCACGUACACUUGCUCCCUCUGUGGCAAAACCAAGAUGAAAAGACAAGCUAUGGGGAUCUGGCACUGUGGUUCCUGCAUGAAAACAGUGGCUGGUGGUGCCUGCACGUACAACUGCACUUCUGCAGUCACCGUAAAGUCAUCUGAAGAUUGA